GUGGGAGCUUAAUGCAGUUCGACUGCGACCUCUCACUUGUGCGGAGAGAAAAGGCUAUUGUUUUAUUCGGUUGGGGUCAGGGAGCUAUCCUGGUUUUCUGGACAGAAGGUUUUUGAAGGAAAUAUUCUAUAAAUCCCAACAUGUCAACACUGAGCUGUCUAACUGGAAGUGCUGAACUUAGCUCAGCCCAGGUGUGGACUCACUGAGCUCUUUGAUCUGCAUCUGUACUUGGUUCUGGACUCAUGUAAGACUGAGCAGAAGCAGAAUCAUGUCAGAAACCCUCCAGCUGCCCGCGCUGCAGAUCCAGGGCCCGGUAGAUGGGGAGUGCAACGGAUGCGAGGUGGAUUUGGCCCUAUCCAGCUCUUCCAGCCCCUCUCUGCGGCGUAAGCGCUUUAAAAUGCGCCGUAUGAGGAACGUCAUGAGCGAGAAGGAACAACUUCAGCGUUCCGGCUCCAAGGAUUACCUGCAGCUUCCGUCCAUUGAGAUCACGCCAUCCAGCGACGAGGACGCAGCGUGGUCGAGCUGUUCAACGCCCAGCACCUCGCCCCAACGGAGACGCUUCCUCCUGCGCAAGUGGCUGAGAGGAGGCGAGAAAAAAGAGCACGGCAGUGAGAGCAGCAGUCAGCAGAGCAGCCUGCAGAGCAGCCAUGAGGAAGAGUCCACACGCUUCCUGAGCCCCAACACCCGCGACGACAGGUACACCGACAGCACUGCCAGUAACUCGAACCGCAGCUCGCCGGCCUGCUCACCUGUCCUGCGUAAACGCUCACGCUCCCCAACGCCCCAGAGUCCAGAGGGAGAGAACAUGGUGGAAAAGAGCUCCGAUCAUUCCUCCGAUAAAUCCCCCUCCACCCCGGAACAGGCCAUCCAGCGCACCUACAGCCAGUCACUUCACACCACCCGCCCCGCAGGGAAGAACUCCAAGUCACAAAAGAGACUGUCUAAAUAUGACAGACUAAACCUGAUUAAAAAAAGUCAAAGCUGGUAUAAUGUUUUGAGUCCCACAUACAAACAGCGAAAUGAAGACUUCAGGAAGCUCUUUAAGCAGCUGCCUGACACAGAGCGCCUCAUUGUGGACUACUCCUGUGCCCUGCAGAGAGAUAUCCUCCUGCAGGGUCGCCUCUACCUCUCUGAAAACUGGAUCUGUUUCUAUAGCAACAUAUUCCGCUGGGAAACGCUGCUGACUGUGAAGUUGAAAGAUGUUUGCUCCAUGACGAAAGAGAAGACUGCUAGACUCAUCCCCAAUGCCAUCCAGCUGUGCACAGACAGUGAAAAGCACUUUUUUACCUCAUUCGGGGCAAGAGAUCGGACGUACAUGAUGAUGUUCAGACUCUGGCAAAAUGCUCUACUGGAAAAGCCAUUGUGUCCCAAAGAGCUGUGGCACUUUGUCCAUCAGUGUUAUGGGAAUGAACUGGGUCUGACCAGUGAUGAUGAGGAUUAUGUACCUCCUGAUGACGACUUCAACACCAUGGGGUACUGUGAGGAGAUUCCCGCUGAAGAAAACGAGGCCAAUGACAACUGCCCCAAAACCCCAGAUGCCAAAAUGGACAUCAGCCCCCAGCUCCACAGGAGGGUUUUCCCCAACAGCAGUCUGAAUUCCACAGACAGCACAGACGCUCCGGUCAACUUUGACGUGCCCCCAGUGGAGGACUUUAGUGGCUGUGUCCCUGAAGACCUCCUACCCCUGCCAUUACCUGACAACAAGCUGCCAGAGACUAGUGGCUCCGCCCAUGUCCCCACCCCCUCACCCUCCCUUGACUUCAACGACAAUGAGGACCUUCCCACUGAACUCAGCGACUCGUCAGAAACACAUGAUGAGGCAGGGGAAGUGCAGGCCUUCCAGGAAGAUCUGAAUGGGAAACUGUACAUUAAUGAAGUGUAUAAGUUCAGUGUGGAUAAAAUGUAUGACAUCCUCUUCACUGAAUCCCAGUUCAUGAGAGAGUUUCUGGAGCAGAGACGCUUUUCAGAUGUGGUCUAUCACCCGUGGAAGAAAGAGUACACUGGUAAUCAGACCAGAGAGAUCAUGUACACCAUCUCCCUCUCCAAUCCACUGGCCCCAAAGACGGCCACAGUCACAGAGACGCAGACUCUGCACAAGGCCAGUCAAGUGAGCGAGUGCUACAUCAUCGACGCUGAGGUGAUUGCUCACGAUGUCCCAUAUCACGAUUACUUUUACACGCUCAACCGCUACAUGCUCACCAGAGUCGCCAAGAACAAGUGCCGCCUGAGGGUAUCAGCUGAACUACGCUACAGGAAGCAGCCAUGGGGACUGGUCAAGGGCUUCAUUGAGCGAAACUUCUGGAGUGGCCUGGAUGAAUAUUUUAGGUAUUUAGAGCUGGAGUUGAGUAAGGUACAGCUGGUGCUAUCUGAACCUCACACACAGUCUCCCAAAUCCAAAGCGCUACGCACAGCUACAAUGAGGCGGAGGAAACGGCCCCUGACGCACAUGAGGCAGCAGCACCUGGAUGAGGCGCUCAGUCCCGUCACCACACCUGAGGAUGAGAAGAGUGUCAUCCAUCGCAUCAAACACGUGGCAGGAUCCACACAGACCAGACACAUCCCAGACCACGGAUCUGAAGGCCUGGCUCUCUACAGUGUUUCCAAACUCCUGCUUAUAAUCAGCUCUGUGAUUUGUGUAAGGCUGGUGCUGCUGGUCUUUUUGAACAUGAUGCUGUUUUAUAAGCUCUGGAUGCUGGAAUACACUGCUCAGGGUUUGACCUCCCGGCAGGGUUUCAGAUCUCAUGAAAGUAAACUUCCAGAGACACAGAUUGAAUGGGCUCAACUUUUGGAAUCUCAGCAGCGUUACCAUGAAAACGAGCUGGAGAAAUGGAAGGAAAUAAUAAAGUCAUCUGUGCUUUUGUUAGAUGAGAUGAGAGAGUCUCUAAUGAAGCUACAGAAAGGUAUCGGGUUAAAAGACUACAAUUCAGACAGUGAAGAAAGUUGCUAUCACUGACAAACAGAAUCCCGGCUCAGCGAAUGUGAUGAACAUCUCCACAUGUAAGCGAUCAGAUGCGCUGAGCUGAGCUGAGCUGGCAUGGUAAGUGGGCGGCACUGACUGAACGGCUCUCACAGGCCAGCUGACAGCAGACACUGAAGGAAACCCAGUACUGUAAGUUCUCUGUCUCCUCCGUGAUGAAAGAGAUGGGGAAAAAAAGGAAAGCAGUCGCUUGAUUGGUAUUUUCAUCCAGGGCUAAAACAAACACAACCAAAACAAUUCAACUGUAACUGCAAAAUGGACACAGACUCUCUGGUUCAAACACUCGGAAACCUUCAGCAGAUGUUGGAACUCGACAGCAUCCCUUUUUUUAAACCUUUUGGAGUCUGGGACCAGAUAAAGUAAAUAUGGAGUUGCUAUCAGCAAGUGUUACGUGGACAUGUACACAUUUAUUUAUAAAAACAAAAUAUGGAAUUGAAUGAUAUUAUGAUACACAUGAAGACAUAUAAUUUCUAUGUAGAGCUAUAUUUGUUGCCAGAGUACAUUUGUAACAGGCUUCCAUGGAGAAUCAAGGCUGGUUCCUUGAUAGCUUGUGCCAUGGUGCAUCAACUAUAUGCAACUGGUUUAUCCUCCCCUGUUUGGAGGAAUGACUUCUUCUGAUUGGUUGAUUUGCAAUGGCGAAAGAGCCACGGUCACUAAGGUUGAACGGUAAAAUCAUAUACCAUAUACUUUGUUCCCAAAGUUUCAGGAAUGAUUCUGCAUAUUUAUACAGGAUUCUCUCUCGAAAUAGCACUGAUUGACAAAGUGAUAACCAUAGCAAUGGAUGGGUCAAAAACAUACUAAGGCUAGAUCAAGCUAACUUCAGAAGCACCCUCAGUGAUCUAAUUCUGGGUCUGGUGCAGAGUAAACUAUAAGAAAUCCAUUUUAGCUUGAUUUCCCUGAAAAGUGAAACACUGUGGCUCUGUGGUGCUAUCAAAACAUCCCAACCAUCUUGACACAGCAUUGGCUCAAACAAUAGCGUGAGUUUGGGGCGGGACCCAAAGUUUUAUUUAAAAAGAUGGUUGCUAACAAGUGGCUAAAUGGGACUACAGAUGUUGUUAGGCAAUGAAAAGCAAAAUCCAUCUUUUAAAGUUUUAUGUAAAGACGAAUCACAAUCAAAGUUGUGAUCACUUUUGAAGACUAUCAUGAUCGUAGACUUUUGGUCACAGGGCUUAUUUUCUGCAAUAAACCUAAAGCCAAUGGAAAAAUCCUUUUGGGUUUUUGGCGAAGGAAUCAGGGUGAUACUAACUUUUGUCCUGCAAAAAUGUGUCAUCACUUCAGCGCUCUGUUGUGAGGAAGUGUAUGGGAAUUGGGAUGCAGCCAUCAAGUCAACCAAACCUCUCAUGCAGUAACGGUUGUGGAAUAUUAGUGGUUAACUACAGCAGGUCCACUCCAGCCAAUAGCAUCCAUUCAUUUGUGAAUGAGUUAUUGUUACAUGAAUGUGUUUCUGUUCUCCCUCAGGGUUCAUUUAUAUCCUGCGGGCAGCUGUACACAACUUCAUAUUGCCAAGCUUUGAUUUUAAAGCCAUUCCAUGAUUUUUUUUUUUCAUGUUGUAUGUUGUUUUUGUGUUUUGAUGCUGAACCAGCUGCUGGACGGGUGAGAGAUGCACACUGGUCAUGUGAUGUGAGAAAGUAUGGUUUUAUUAGUGUAGUAGAGCUGGAGAGACUUUUAUCUUGAAGUGUUCUUACAGAAAGACCAGCAGCUGGUGUGUUAAGACGGAACUGUGAAAAAUCCAGGUUAUGCUUGAAUUGAUAAAGAGAAACUGUUUAGAAACUUACAUAAUAAAAAAUCAACCUCAUAAAAAAGGUUAGCUCUAACCUCUUGAGGUGUCAUACGCAAAAAAAAUUCUCAUACAAACUCCCACACACAAGUACUGGAGUUGAUGGUUUUUAUAGUUGGAGCUACAGUCCUAGAGUGGCCUCUAUUGAUAUUGAGCCAUUGGUGCUCAUAUGGGCGACAUGGGUUCGAGUCUAGCUUGUUUUAAUUCCCGAUCAUGUUCCCUCCUUCCCUCCUCAGCAAGAAUAGUUCAACAGGCCAAAAAUAAAAUUAGAAAUGUAUUUAAUUGGUUUGAUCUAUUUCUAAACAGCAAUUUCACAAUCAAUCUAAAGUUCUAAUUUGUAUAUUUCAAUAUCAGGUUUUUUUUGUGGAGUCUUCCACUAGUUUCUGAUUGGUGUAGAUUGUUUUUAGUCCUUUAGUAUCUAUCAUUGUUUAAACCAGUGUAUGAACUAAUGAAAAGAGACAGAUGAUUGCUGUCUUAUGUGAUGUGAAACUGUCUCAGAUGGACUGGUCUAAUGUGGUCACUAUGAGCCAGUCCAAUUUAUUCAAAGCAAAUGGAUCUUAGAUGAUCAUUUUGUCCUGUGAGAUUCUGGGCACGUGUGUUUCGGAGCCUCUGCAACCCCUGUUGGCUUUAGUGGCAGACCUCUUAUCCUACUUUAAGCAACAAUGGCAAUUAGAAAAUAGUAGAUAACUAAAAAUAUCUUCUGCAGGCUGUAGUGAUCAGCUUGCACUGUUCAUGCUAGGGGGUCAGUUAGCUUUUAAGGGCAGACCACACACAAAAUAUAUUUUUCUUGAUACUUUGAUCAUAGGAAUCAAUCCAGGAAAGGGACUACAGUUCAUUCAUGUCUGUAUUCAUCCUCAUAGUCAUUAAAGCAAAAUGCAGUAUUAAAUGUGCAAUGCGUGUUCAAGUAGAGUGUGUAAGUACUGCUGAAACUCCACAUGAACCGUCUGUGUGAAUGUAUUUUCUAGCUGAAAGACGAUCCUUCAUUUGGACAUAACCUGCUGGGUUUGGAAGCACGGGUGAUUUAGAAGGCAUAAUGUCUUUUGAUGUCAAGCAUUGGGAGGCCACAGCAAUGGUGCCACAUUGCUCACUGUCAGGCCCUAAAAGUAUUAUUUUUCAAGUUCUGCUGACAAUAUUAUUUUGUACUGUAGCCUAUGUACACAGACAGGAUGGUUGCUUUCCUAUGGCCAUGACUGUUAUGGUCUAGAGAUAGAUGGGAAAUUCAUGUAUGAUGUUUAUUUAAAGGUCAUGUCAAAGCCAGGAGCAAAACACUGAGGUAAAAACACACCGGGUUGUUUUUUAUGUUUAUUUUAUUUUUCCUGAAACAUUGAA
Molecule: messenger RNA, 6083 nt
Organism: Sinocyclocheilus anshuiensis
Lineage: Eukaryota; Metazoa; Chordata; Actinopteri; Cypriniformes; Cyprinidae
Gene: gramd1ba
Product: GRAM domain containing 1Ba
Exons: 24
Coding region: 269-2953 (894 amino acids)
Biological process (GO): intracellular sterol transport
Cellular component (GO): plasma membrane; endoplasmic reticulum-plasma membrane contact site; endoplasmic reticulum membrane
Molecular function (GO): cholesterol binding; cholesterol transfer activity
Source: RefSeq, a predicted model, not a curated record